UUUAAAUUAUCAUAAAAUAGAAUAGAAUCGUCGAAAAUAUUCAUCACUUGAAAAAUACUGCGAAAUUUGAUUCGAUUUCAUUUUAUCAUCAAUGAUAACUGAACAAGCAUAUCGAGUUACAUUACUUUUAGAUUUACAUUAUCAAAGUCAUUGAUACGCGCCAAAUUCAAUAUACUUCAUAAAGAAUAUGUCGUAAAUUUGUUUAACUAUAUUAUUUUUAUAUAAUUGUCCUAUAUUAUCUCUUUUUACAUGCAUAUAUUUUUAUAUUUUUCAUUCAUUUAUAUAGUGAACAUUUAUAUACAUAAAUGUUAUAAUCAUGUCUGGGGUUUUACGUCGAAACAGAAGCUCUAUAACGCGAUUAGGAAGACCUAGCAUACUAUUUAGAACAUUGAAAGGCGGUAUCAAGAUUCCAAGAUAUCAAAAUACAUACCGAUUAGAAUCUUUCUUUCCUGUAAAAGUAGAAGUAGUCGAUAAAAUAUUGCAGGACGUAAUGUCUUCCACCUUGCAAGAUAUAAGAUAUAAUCCUAUAAUAUGUCUUGAGAUUUGUAAAGAUAUGUCACAGAAAGUGCGCGAUAUAAUAUUUAAAAAGUCCUAUGACCGUUACAAAUACACAGUGGUCAUGACGAUAAUACAAAAACUCGGACAACAUGUGGAAAUCAAUAUGGCGUGUUUGUGGGAUUUACAAAGAGACAAUUAUUCUACGUACGUUGUAGAAACUUCGGAAUUUAUUGCUCUCGGUUUAGUCAUUUUCACUUAUUACGAAUAAACCGAAUAAAACUGAGAUCUUUUUAUUGUGAUCUAUGAAGAUGAGC
Messenger RNA from Vespula pensylvanica (western yellowjacket), 812 nucleotides. RefSeq names its product dynein light chain Tctex-type 5-like. The record is from RefSeq and is a predicted model, not a curated record. Gene Ontology annotation, molecular function: dynein intermediate chain binding. Bases 317 to 766 code for a protein of 149 amino acids. Gene Ontology annotation, biological process: microtubule-based movement. The transcript is spliced from 4 exons. Gene Ontology annotation, cellular component: cytoplasmic dynein complex; cytoplasm. NCBI's taxonomy places the organism in Eukaryota, Metazoa, Arthropoda, Insecta, Hymenoptera, Vespidae.